UUCUAGAGUUCAGAGCAAGCACUUGUCUCUGAAGGGACAUUAUAAAAUAUCUUUUCGAUUAAUAAUUCAACCAUUACAUCGCCCACUAAACUAUACAAUUCGUCAAAUUAAAUUUUAAAAGUACCUAAAUAAUUAUAUUAUUCGCAUGUGGCAAUAAUUUUCCAAAUGUCAAAUUGAAAAUUUAAGUCAUUCUUAUUCUUUGUAUUGAUAUUUUGUUCUUUAUUUAAGUCAUUGGCGACUGGCGUUCAUUUGUUAGUAAUUCCAUUUGUAUUAGAAUACUACUACAUAAAAUCUUGUAAAAAAAUUACGUAAAAUGGAAAACGAUGUUAUAAAGCCUUAUAAAAUAUGUGAUGUAAAUCGAGAGAAGAAAAAAGGUGUAGUGGCAUCAUCUCUAGAAGAUUUAGUUACUAAAGUACCCGAUAAGUUGGGUUUACCUGCUGAAAAUCUGACUGUAGUUCUAGAGUCAGAUGGUACUGAAGUAGAUGAUGAAGAAUACUUUUCUACUCUGGACCCAGAUACUUCACUUAUGAUAUUACAUGGUAAAGAAAAGUGGGCCCCAAACAUGCCAAAGUGCCAAGUAUCACUUGAUCAAACAGAUGAAGUAACACUAGGUGAUAAAGGACAAGUUGCUAGCCUGGUGGGUCGUUUACAACACAAUCUUUGUCAUAUUUCUCUUCUUGGAGGACAGGACUUGGAAUUACUCUCAGACAUGGACCCAGACAGUCUUGCUGAUAUAGUGACAGAUAGGGAUAACAGGAUCAUUUUGGAACACAUCAAAGAAGCCUCAGGAAGGAUACUACUAGAAAAACGUCAAGCACAAGAUGCCAUGGAGCUUUUGAAGUUGUAUCAUCAAAGUGUUGCGAAUGGUACUGAAGAUGUUACACCACCAAAACAAGAAAGAGUUUAAAACAACAUGAUAACCAACCAGGAUUCAUGUACUGAAACCUAUUAGCAUAAUCCUUGAUUUGUUUAAGGGAUAUUACUGGUCACAAAGGUUUACAAAGAAUGUCUCUUGACAUCUUUCGAAUGACAUUACAAAAUAAUUGAUAUUCCCAUUUGCAAAUCAAGGUGUUAUCAAAAUUUUAAUAGGACAAUUGGAUAGAUACUUAUCUAGUACUGAUAAUUUUUUUAAAUACACCAAAUUAAUGAGGCCUUUUUUAUAAUAGACAACAAAAUUUGUAGAUUCAGUUCAUAUUUGGUCCAUUUCAUCUUUUAUUUUAAUCUAUAACUAAAAUUAUUAAAGUUAUUGGAAUUACAAUAGUUAGUGUAAACAUUCAAUAUGAUCGUAAUCUAUAAUUAUUUAGGAUGUUUAAAAUAUAAGCAGGUAGGUAUGUGAUGAAGUAGUAUUAAGUUACUUAUUAUUUAAGACAAUCUUAUGAAUAUGAGCUGAAAUUGAAAGUUAAUUGUAAUACCUAAGUAAAUAAGUAUCAUUAGGAUGUGGUCUAGAUCUUCAUUUGUAUAAUUUAUAUAUUUAAUAGUAAUAAAAUUGUUUUACUGUCAUUUUGUAAAAUUUAUACAUGCAAGUUUUUAAGGUAUUGAUUUAUAUUUAAAAAUAAACUAGGUGCUACACCAAUUUGUAGUAAAAAAUAAAAUUAGGGCAGUGACUUCAUGGCUUAAAAUUAAUGAUGAAAUAUAAAAUAAAAUUCUGUUAUUAACUUAUAAAAUCAUCUCCUCAAUGUGGCACAAAAUAUAUUGACAAUAUUUUAAAUGGUAAAUAUUGUUAUGAUCAUUAUUCGAUUUUUUUUUAUUAAUUGUGUAUGUAAGUAUUGUAAUAUGCUGUGGCUAUCACUGUAAGAUUACUUAGACAAUGAAGACAUUGAUGUUCUAUUUGAUAUAAUAAACAUCUUCCAUUUACCUGUUUCAAUGGAAAUAAUGUUUUCCUGUAAAUUAAUUCAAUGUACUGUAUAUUGUUUCUGUAAAACAAUACAUUAUGCGAUAAUAGUUAUGAAUAGUAAAGAUCUAAAGUCUAACUAGAAUAGUGACUUUAGAUCUAAAGAAAUUCUUUAUUUAGAUGUGAGUAAUUUUUUUUAUUCUGUUUCUGUAAAAUUUUGAGUAACAAAUUGCCACAAGGUUGAUAAACAACAUCAAUUCAAAAGACUGAUAGUUGGUAAACUUAUUUUUUUUAUAUAGUUUUACCCCUAGCAUAAGAUUACUUGUUUUCAUUCCAAAUUGCUCAAACCAUUACUGUAUAAGUUAUUUGCUAUUCAAUUCCACUGCCAUAGUUUGAAAUGUGAGCAUUGCUAUUCCUAAUCCAUAAUAUUGUGGGACUGUAAUAUUAGGAUUUGUGAUAUGAAUGAGAAUCUUAAUAUUUAAAGUAUAAUAUUAUUUUCUCACAUUGAUUUUAUUAAGAUUUGAUGGCCAUGUAACUGUUGUCUUUUAUUAUUAAAUUUUUUUAAGUAUACAUAAAAAAAUAUAUAUAAACUUAAUUUGUACAGAUAAUAUAUCAGUAAUACACAUAUAACAUUUGCCUUUCACAUGUAGUAACCUAUUUUCACUGCUAGUUUUACUCUGUUUUACUUAACAUAUUUGCAAAUUGCUUGUUUGUUAUUCUUAAUUGCACUUUAUCAAAUAUAUUAAUGUUUGUUGCACAUCCAUUUUAUUGGUUUCAGUGUACAAUAGAAUGUAGCAAAAAUAUUGCAUACAAAUAUGUUAAAAAAAAAAUCUGAAUUAACUACAAAAUUUUCAUUUGUAAACUCUGAAUUGUAAUGGAAAUUCUUUUGCAGCUCUGAUUAAUUUUAUUUUUUAAUGUAUCUCAACAUAUGCAUUAAAUAUAACAUAUGUAAUUGUAAGAAUAACAAAUUUAAUAUCUCCAACAUGGUUACAUACAUAUCCUCAUUACUGUAAUCCCAGAUGAGGUAAGCAAGUGUGUUUUCUUGUAAACUGUCUAUAUGAAGGACAAUGUAAAACUUGAGAUGGCAAUAUUUGGUAAUAAAUAUGUGCCAGUGGGGAACCUCCCCACUGUCUCGAAUUAAUAUUCUUUAUUAUGAUACUAAUAUAUGGAAUUGUUUCGCUUUAUAAUACCAGUAGAGGAUUUGAUAUUUUUUAUUUUAUUGCACAAUAAUAUUUAUUAGCAGACA
Molecule: messenger RNA, 3077 nt
Organism: Achroia grisella
Lineage: Eukaryota; Metazoa; Arthropoda; Insecta; Lepidoptera; Pyralidae
Gene: Drep1
Product: DNA fragmentation factor subunit alpha
Exons: 2
Coding region: 314-907 (197 amino acids)
Biological process (GO): apoptotic process; regulation of apoptotic process
Source: RefSeq, a predicted model, not a curated record